CACCGUGGAGACGCGAAGUGCAUUGUGGGUCUGCCGCUACAGGAUGGAGCUACCCGUGUUAUUCAUGAAGUAGCUGCAGAUGCUAAUGAUCGUGCCAUGCUGGUGUGUGAUUCCCUUGGACCUAAUAUCGUAGUAAAGACAACAUAGCAGCAACAAUGGAUGCCUCUGAAGCAGAAGCUUCAGCCCAGAGCGACAGGAAAGAGGACAGUGCACCAUCGGGUCAGGGAGCAGAUGGACCAAAGCCAAAGAAGGCAUCUUUAAAAAGGACCAGAGACACAAAAGCAAAAAAGACAAAAAAGGCCCGAGUCUCCAGACCUGCCCCGCUCGGUUACACUGUCCAUCAAGGGGAAGAUAUGCUUCUCGUUAUAUCGAGCAGCACUUCUCAGUACGACGGCUCGGCCUGGAUGCCCAAAAAGAAGGGCGGCAAAAAGAAGAAGAAGGCAGCGAAGGGAAAGUUAAAAGCCAAACAAGUUAAGAAAAAAAAGACAGUCCGUGCCAAACCGAAACUGGAAAAUAAACCAGUUACCAAGGAAGAAGAGGACGUGGAUUUGUUUGUGGCUCAGGCAGAAGGUGACCAGAGAUGGAGCCAGAGUCUGCCUGAGGAGGUGCUCAUCAGCAUAUUUCAGAUGGUGGUCAUUCAGGAAGGAGCUGUACCAUUUCUGUGCAGAGUGGGCAGAGUGUGUCGUCUGUGGAACGCUGCCGCCUCCAGCCCGGUUCUGUGGCGUAAAGUGACCGUGGGUCACUGCUGGAUCGCACCGGGGAGGACCCAGCUGCCCAAAACAGAGCGCAAGAUCAAGGACACUGUAAGCUGGCUGGCAGCACACAGAUUCUCCCAGCUCAGAGAUUUCUCUUUGUGUCACUGGACAAAGAAUGUUGACUUUGCAUUAGAGACAGUUUCACAGUUCUGCCCUCACCUUCGCUCCCUGAAACUCUCCUACUGCACGGGAGUGACAGCGAAGGCCUUCCAGAGCCUCGGUCUGCACAGCCGCUCUCUGCACAGCCUAAACCUGCAGUAUUCAGAGUUUCAGGUGGAAGGACUCCUGGACUACCUUGACGAUCACGGCGGCCAGAUCAGGCAGAUGCUGUUCACUCAUGGAAUGAAGAACGACAGACUUCUGACUGCGAUCACCAGGGGAUGCUGUCCGGAUCUGGAGCUGCUGGAGGUCAACACCAAGCUUGACAGUAAAGACUGUGAACUUCCUGUUUGCAUCCAGGCUCUGCAGAUAUCCUGCCCGAAACUCAAGACUUUCCGGAUGCUGAACGUCAGACCUCUGCACAAGACGAUGCGUAACGCCGCUGAUUUAACAGCGGGCUUCCCGCUGCUGGAGGAACUCUGCAUCGCCACCACAUCUUACUCCUACAUGACCGACAAAGACCUGCUGGACAUUCUGUUUGGCUCCAGCCGGCUGCGAGUGCUCGACCUGCGAGGCUGUUCGAGGAUCACACCGUCUGGUCUGGCACUGCUACCCUGCCUGGAGCUCGAGUGUCUGUUCUGGGGUCAGUAUUUCAGCAGCCACAUUGGUUUGUCGCCCAAGAAGGGCCUUCACAUGGUGACCCAGAAGUGGAGUCAGACGCUGCAGCAGCUCGAUAUCGCCAACCAGCUCUUCCCGGAGGACGACUUGGAGCUGGCGAUGAGCUACCUCGCUCAGGCGACGGAGGCGGACACGCUGCGUUCGCUCAACCUCAGCGGGACCAGGAUCACUCCUCAGGCCCUCAGGUCAGUCGUCGGACAGAUGACCGCUCUGGACUACCUCAACCUUUCAUCGUGCCGCUACCUUCCGAGAGGAGUGAAGAGAAUUUACCGAGGCCAAGAAGACAUUCGCCAGCUGCUGGACAAACUGGAGUAGCUCCAAAAAUCACACAACAAAUUCACAAGACGGACGUACAUGUCCUGAUAUGAAGUCAUGUGGGUGCUGUACCCUCAGGUUCUUUUGUAAAUGUUUUACAUGUGUACAUUUGGUUCAAACUUGACUCUUCAUUUACAACCACUUGCUUGGAAGCAGAAAACAACAGUUCGUGAGAACACCUGUUUAAUAACACCGUCCCAAUGAGUUCAGAAGCUCUGGUUAUUUUGAAACACACCAGUUCCUAGUAGUACUGGUAACACAGCGCGACUCGCUGGAUGCAUUUAUAAAGAUCAUCUUGAUCGCAAAGCUACAGUGACAAUAAUUUGUAUAUAUUAGAAAGUCUUUGGGUAUAACGUUUGCCUUUUUUUCUACUUUUUUUUUUGUACUACAAAAAUCAGCAACAACUGAAAUAACUAACAAUAAUAAUUCAUCAAGAAUUAUUUUAAAUCUGAAAUAAAGAUUCAGUUUGUCACUACAAUAAA
Molecule: messenger RNA, 2329 nt
Organism: Stegastes partitus (bicolor damselfish)
Lineage: Eukaryota; Metazoa; Chordata; Actinopteri; Pomacentridae
Gene: fbxl6
Product: F-box and leucine-rich repeat protein 6
Exons: 10
Coding region: 156-1847 (563 amino acids)
Biological process (GO): SCF-dependent proteasomal ubiquitin-dependent protein catabolic process
Cellular component (GO): SCF ubiquitin ligase complex
Molecular function (GO): protein binding
Source: RefSeq, a predicted model, not a curated record